UUAAUUAUUUUUUCUCCCCAUGUUGUCUUCCCUUUCCUUUUCUUUCGCCACUUUGCGCGGAUCUGUUCUUUCUGUUCUUCCCAAAAAAAUGAAGUUCCAACACCUUCCAUAACUUCCCAAACAAAUAUACAAUGUUAAUAUCAGUCUCUAGCCAUCAAUCCCGCAAGAACAUCAUAAAUCAAAACAAAAAAGGAAUCUCAUCAAACACACCGACGACCUCUUCUCCCGCAUUCGUCAGUGAAACCAGAUCCGUCGAACCAAAUCACUCACACCAAAUCACUCACCACAGAAAAACACUGAAUCAAGGACUCAUCGUGGAUAGAUAGAGUAGAGGAAUUGGAUUCUACAAAGAAUAUACAGAGAUGGGGAUUAUGGUGACGUUGUACGAGGAACGACGAUGCCCCUCUGGUUAGAUCUGAUUCUUAGUGGAUGCUUGAAUCCAUCAGAUCUGAAAUUUUCUUAUGGAUUUGAAGAGAAGGGCGAGGGUAAGCAACGGUGAUGGAAGGUCGGGAGGUGGGCGGUUACUGGAUUCCCCCUGUCUUUCCAGCUUCUCGUCGUCCUCCGCCGCAUGAAGCUAUUUUUUUCACCAUUCUCAUCCAGGCCUCCCUUCUCCUUCUCUUGAAUCCAUCGCCGGUGACUUAGACACCAUCGCCUGGGCAACCUCGAUCCUGACUACAAUAAUUCACCCAAAUUGAGGUUUCGUUUAUGGGUUCUCUUCGUCGGGAGAGGGAGAAUGAAACCUAUGGAUUUGAUGACCGUUAAUCCUCAAUUGAGCGGCGGAAGGGUGGAACAGAGAAGGGAAGAAAGGGAUGGGGGAGAGAUGGAAAUUAACCUAACUGAGACCGAGAAUAAACUUGGAGAAAGGGAAAGGUUGGGUAGGUGGGUGCCAAUCAGAGUGAAUGUUUGCUCACAAAGAGAGAUCAAAGAUGGCCGAGGUGAAGAAGGAGAAUCAAAUCGCGGAGGAUGGGAUGAGAAGGGGCUGAAAGUUGAGAGAUGGAAAGUUGACAGAGAGAUUUUUUUAUAUAUAUUUUUUAAAAGUCAAUCCACGUGGUAAUGUUAAUGACGAAACGUCUCCAUGUCAGCGUUUUUGUUAGUCCAGUCAACAUGUUAGAUGACAUCGUUAAAGAAUUGGACGGAGUGGGUUAUUUUAUGUGUUUUUCCAAAAAUAGCUAUUAUUGGCAAAAUAGCAAAAGUUAAGACUAUACAAGUGUAUUUUGCGAUUAAUUGUAUGUAUGGUUGCUGGUGAAAACUAAAGGUGACUAUUUUAUGUUUGACAAAACUUCAAGAAAUAAUGUUAUCUCGACUGUUGAGAGAUUUUUUUAUGCUCCACCAAUAGAGUUUUACUAGCAAACAGUUUUGUUUUUUGAAAUUGUGAAAUAGAGAUGUGGGGUUUUCCGUUUUUAUGGCCAAUGAAUGCUGACUGCGGACAGGUAAGCGCAGAUGAUAAAAAUGAUAAGGUCAUGUUACCUUCCAAUAUCGCGAGAGUAAAUCGGAGAGGCUCUCAAGAUUGCCAAACGAGGCUUCAGCUGAAAUGGGUAACUCUGACAUGGAGUCCAAAGGGCCAGAACUGUUCGAAGUUGGACCGUCCAAUGAUGGCUACCAGAUGGGUUUGCUGAUAGGCCAGAGGUUCAGCAAGGAGAUAAGGAGCCGGUUAGCAGGAGACCUUAUUCUUCAGAAUCAGCUUCGCCCUUUUGCUCAAACUCCACAAGGAAAGCAGCUUAUCGAGGCCCUCUCUGAUAACAACAGGAACAAGUUCCCCAGAUACUGGGAUGAGCUGUUGGGAACUGCAGCAGGCAGUGGAGUUUCUCUUCUUGAUGUGGUCUUGAUCAAUUUCAGGAAGGAGAUUCUGCCAUUCGUUCCAAAGACACUACAGGUGUCGAGCCCUGAAUCUGUCGAUACUAUCGAUGACUGUUCGGAUAUUCUCGUUGUCAGUGAGGAUCUGGCCAUUGCUGCCCACAAUGAGGAUGCUAAUGUGGCUUUAGUUGAUCACAUCUAUCUGAUCAAGGCAAAAUUGCAGAAUGGAUUAGUGUUUGUUGGGUAUACAUAUGCAGGGGAGCUUCCAAGCUGUGCAUUUGGGUUCAAUACUCAUGGACUGGCAUUCACAUUGAACUCAGUGCCUCCAUCAGAACAUGAGAUAAUGGCUGGAGGAAUUGGAAGGAACUUUGUCUCUAGAGACUUACUAGAAGCAACAAGCAUGGCUGAUGCACUGAGAAUCAUACAUUCAUGUGAAGUUUCAGUAGGGCACUGCUACAACCUCAUCUACAUGCCAGACAGAAAGAUACUGAACGUUGAAACAGCCUCGAGAAAUCGGGUUUCAGUUCGCGAGAUUGGAACAACGCCAUUCUUCCAUGCAAAUAUGUAUCUCCACCUUCAAGUCGAUCAGGUACAAGAUGACAACUCAAAAUGCAGGCAAGAAAGAGCAGCUGUUCUGGCGAAAACAUCAAAGGAGGAUUUCUUGUCAAUUCUAGGAGAUAUGGGGGACAAAAGAUACCCCAUUUACAUGAAUGGUCCAACUCUAUACACCCUAUGCACAGCAAUUAUAGAUAUCGAUCAACAAACGCUAUCAAUAAUCAAGGGGAACCCCAAGCAUGGAGAAAUCUCCCAUGUCUUCUCCGUGUCUUCAGAAGAUUCCAAGACUUUGAAAUAAGAACAAGACCCGGCAGCCAGCAGGAAUUA
Molecule: messenger RNA, 2676 nt
Organism: Linum trigynum
Lineage: Eukaryota; Viridiplantae; Streptophyta; Magnoliopsida; Malpighiales; Linaceae
Source: the annotation of a GenBank genome assembly